AAUUUUUAAAUAUCAUUUUUUUUCAUUAAAUUUUUAAUGUAUCCAGUUUUCCUGUCACCAAGGGGCGUGGUCACUUCACGUUUGCAAAAGGACACGUGCUGGAAAUGAGGUUUACUCGGCUCUGUGCUGUUUCUCCUCAGAUGAUUUUAGGAGCCGAAGUGGAAACAGGAGUUCACUUGAUUUAUGUUGUGAGCUCACAGCGACAAGAGUAAACGGGAAACACAAACUGAAAGAUCUUCAUGGUGACCGUUUGAUCUGAGGGUCCGGGGUCAUUGGGGGGCAGUGAUGGGUCGGAAGCUGGACCUGACGGGACUGACGGACGGGGAGGCGGCUCAUGUGCUGCAGGUGGUGCAGAGAGACAUGAGGCUCCGUAAGAAGGAGGAGGAGCGUCUCAGUGAACUGAAGCAGGAGCUGGACGAGGAGGGCACCCGCUGCCUGCUGCUGUCCAAGCAGACGAGCUUCAACCGCCGCUGCUGCAUCCGCUGCUGCUCGCCGUUCUCCUUCCUGCUCAACCCCAAGCGCCAGUGCAGCAGCUGCAGGUUCAACGUCUGCAAGGCCUGCCGGGUCUACCACAAGCGGGACAAAGUCUGGCUCUGCUCCGCAUGCCAGAAGAGCCGGCUGCUGAAGGCGCUGUCUCUGGAGUGGUUCUACUCAAACGUGAAGAAGCGCUUCAAGAGGUUCGGCAGCGCCAAAGUGCUGAAGACGCUCUACAGGAAGCACCUGGCGGAGCACAGCGCGCUGUCGGAGCUCACGGACGGCAGCGCCUGCGACGACAGCGUCUGCAAUGAGGGCAGCGUCUGCGGGAGCGACUCGACGUUCUACAGACAAACGGAAGAGCACACCAUGGCGGAGAUGCUCAGCGUGGCCACGCGGGUGGCGCAGGAGGCCAUAGAGGAAGCCAUCUCCAAGGCUGAAGCUGACACCUCCACCCAGGAGAAGCAGAAGGAGAUUCUGUAUCUGCAUGAACACAGAGCAGAGCUCGUCCAGGAGCUGGCCAAGACUAUCGUUGAAAAGAUUAUUAGCAGAAGGAAAACGUUGGCAGAGAUGAAGGCUCAGUUCGACCAGGACUGGUCCUUCAACCCUAACAUGGACCUCCAGCAUCAACCGUCUGAUCAGGACUCCAGCUCUCUGAGGCAGCAACCAAACCUCUGGAGAUCACACUCGGCUUUCUCCCUGUUGGACGAGGACCAAGCCGCCCUGAUCCAGGAGUCUUCCCCCGCCCUGCAGAAGGAGGGCGCCGGGUCUCCCUUGACUGGAUGGAAGAGCGUCGACCGACUCGACAACGCAGUACUGAAGAGUCCGGACGGGAACUGGCUGGCCCUGCAGACUGCGCAGAUGUCCCGCCCCGGCCUCCUGGCCAAGAGGAGGAGCCUGGUCUUCAGCGCCCUGGAGAAGGAGUCCGGAGUGAAGUCUGCAUACGAAGUACUGGACUCCGACAACGAAACCAAACCAGAACCGGACUGGGGGGCCGUCCUUCAGGAGAUCCACAGGAAGAUGACAGGCUCUAACCUGCAUCUCUGCGGCGACCAAAUGUCCCCGCCAGCGAGCCGCAACGACUCUGAGGGGAACUGGAAGUUUGGGAAACCUCUGCAGGCUCUCCUGAAGAAGAAGGUUCCUGCAGAGCUCAGGAAACCCUCGUCGUCCCGCAGGACCAGCAUCAUCGACGUGAACUUCAACCUGACAGGAGCAGGAGAGGAGGACGAAGAGGAGAGGAAGGAGCCAGGAGAGGAGGACGAAGGAGAAGUCAUUCAGUCUCAGAGGAGUGAAAACAGAGCUUCAGCUUUUUCUCCUUUAGAGAACGUCAGUCAUGAAAGCAGCUCAGACGCUGUGACCUCUGACCUCCUCACACCCGGCGGAGCUUCUGAUCUGGAGGACAGCGUCUCAGGAAGAGGAGGAGGAGAUGAGCUUCCUGAAAAGAGCGAUGAAGACAGACGAGUGGACGGGAGGAGAGAAGGCAGAGAGCAGAGUGAUGAAGAGGAGGAGAGGUUUGGUGAGGAGAGUGAUGAAGAGGAGAUGACAGGCAGACUGUACAGACUUGUCGCGCGCUCCAGUCUCUCGUAUUUCUCCUCCACUGAGGAGGAGUUGGACAGAGAGGAGCAAAGCGAUGAAGAGUGGAGCAGAUCCAUUGAUGUGGACAUGGAGGAAGAGGAGAAAAGACCUGAGGAGGUCACCUUCAGACUGUGUCGGCUGGAAAAAGGAGUCGGAGCGACGCGGUUCUCCUCCACCGAAGACGAGCUGGACCGGAGCGGCACUGAAGAGGAGCGUCUCUCCAUGAAAGUCUGCAGAUUGGUGAAUCAAAUCAACGCCGCUCAGUUCUCCUCCACCGAGGACGAGCUGGACCGAGCAGGAGUCGACGAAGAGGAGACGGACGAGGGGGCGCUGUGGACGCAGCCGGAGAGAGACCGUCUGCGGGAUUUGGCCAGUUUGGUCAGCGCCUCGCAGUUCUCCUCCACAGAAGAUGAGCUGGACAGAGCCGGGGAGAACGAAGGAGGAGCCGGGAGGAGCGAGGAGACGGAGGAGCUGUGGGGAGGCGCAGGGUUAACAGGGAGCAUAGACAUGAAAAUGUUUGAUAUAAGGGAUGAAGACGGAGGCGGUGAGGAGACGUUUGAGGGAAACUUCCCCUCUGGAGAAGAAUCAGAAGUCCGGAUGGAAACAGAGAAGGAGGCGGGUCCGAAAAGGUGGAUGAGUGCAGCUGAGAGUGAUGAAGAGGACCUGGAGUUUGACAGAAUCAUCAGCAGCAUGUUGAUGAUGACUCUGGAGGACAUGCGGGUGGAAACCAUGCAGGACGGCAGAGGAGCAGAUGGAGACCAAGAUAACGGACUGAAGGAGGAAGAUGUGAAAGUCACUGAAGGUUUUAGAGCAACGUCGGAGGAAGCUGGAGAGAAACAGGAAGCAGCUCCGUCAGGUUCUGUAGUCCAGAACCCGGCAGAGACUCCAGACGUCUGGCAGGGAGAGAAGCUGGAAGGAAACCCGAUCAUGAUGGAAGAUCUGGAAUCAUCUCCGACUCCAGGAGAAGCUGCAGACUCUGAGAGGAUGGAGGACAAACAGGACAGAGCAUCCAGGGAAGAAGCAAAGUGUUUUCUGUCUCCAGAGGAGAUUCAGGAGACGUACUCGGCGGCGUCUCUGCGCAGCAUCACCACCGAAGUGCUGAAGGUGCUGAACGCCACUGAGGAGCUGCUGCAGAGAGCAGAGGGAGGAGACGGCCGAAACCCCGCCCCCUCGCUGCCCCCGAACGCCGACCCCAAAAAACUGGACCAACAGUUCUGCCAGCUGGAGGAGAGCGUGUAUGUGGCGGCCAGUGCGGCCUACAGCCUGGAGGCGGAGCUUGGUGAGCUGGAGGAGUGCGCCCGAGGCAUCAGCAGCUCCACCCCCGACAUGGAGCUCUCCUUCCUGGAGGAGCGGGUGGCGGCGGCGGCUGCAAAAGUCCAACAUUCUGAGCUGCAGAUCUGCGACAUCUCCACCAGAAUCGCUGCUCUGAAGAGCGCAGGCCUGAAUGUGGACCCUCGGUCCGGCCUCUCGAGGACCAGGUCUGCCUGUGACCCAGCCGUGACGCUGGACUCCUCCAGACAGCUGAGGCGACGGUUACCUGCAACACCUGUGCGAGAAAACAAGAAACUCUGAAGCAGCGGCGCUCUGAUGUACGACGUUACCUGAACUCGUCAUCACCUGGAGCCUCCCGACACCGUCCGCCUCAAAACUUUGUUUCCUGUAACGACUGACAGUUGAUUUAUGUGAUAAAACAUGGAUCAAAUAAC
Messenger RNA from Oryzias melastigma (Indian medaka), 3755 nucleotides. RefSeq names its product rab effector MyRIP (gene myripa). The record is from RefSeq and is a predicted model, not a curated record. The coding region runs from base 286 to 3621 and encodes 1111 amino acids. The transcript has 17 exons. Gene Ontology annotation, cellular component: cortical actin cytoskeleton. Gene Ontology annotation, biological process: intracellular protein transport. Gene Ontology annotation, molecular function: actin binding; small GTPase binding; myosin binding. NCBI's taxonomy places the organism in Eukaryota, Metazoa, Chordata, Actinopteri, Beloniformes, Adrianichthyidae.